AUGCGUGCUGCUUCUAUUCUCGGCGGCCUGGCUCUGGCCUUUGCCGUGACGUCUGCGCCAGCAACUGCCGACAGCAUGAUCAAGCGACCAGGGACCGAGCGCCACGCACUGGUCAAGCGCGCCCACCAGCUGGCCCGCGAUGAAGUCCUUUCGACUUUGCCAUCAUUUGUCCGGGAAGACUUGGCCAAGCGUGAUCCCAACGACUAUGAGGUGCACUACGAACACCUUUUGGAUAGGUAUAUGAGCGACGAAGCUCCUCUGAACGAGCUCGAGCGUCGCGCUGAGAAAUUCGACGCCGGAGGCCCCGCUCACGAUGGCGCGGCCACCUGGGUCAACGGACAUGGUCCUGGUAUCGGACAGUGCGGAGGCAAGAAAGUCGCCAUCACUUUUGACGAUGGACCCUACGAAAACCAUCUGAAGCUCGCCCAGAAGUUCAAGGAUGCGAACCAAUUCCUGACCUUCUUUGUCAACGGCAACAACUUCGGUUGCAUCUACGACAAGCCCUACCCUCAGCAAAUGCGCAAGGCUUGGGACCUGGGCGUCGCUACCUACGGCUCUCACACUUGGUCGCAUGCCAACUUGACCUCUGCGACGAGCGAUGAUCAGAUCCUCAAACAGUUGCACCUCGUCGAGGAGGCCCUUUACCGCAUCUUGGGUGUGGUGCCCCGUUACUUGCGCCCUCCCUACGGUGAGACGAACCGUCGCAUUUUGAAGUUGAUGAAAGACAACGACUACAAGGUGGUGCAGUGGAACACGAACAACGGCGACGGUGACGGUCUUCCUCCUGCGGAGUCGAUCAAAAUUUGGCAAAGCAUUGAGAAGGCAAACAAGGUGUUGAUGUUGAACCACGAGACACACGCGGAUACCGUCAACAAGGUCGUUCCCGCUGGUCUUGAACAUCUCAAACAAGCUGGCAUCCAGACUGUGCCUUUGGAGAAAUGCUUGAAGCACCACCCUGCUCCUUACAAGGUCACCGCCAAGCGCUCUAAGCGUACCGACGAGUGGACCUGCGUAGGAAAGCCUGCUCCCGGCAAAUUCGAGUGA
Molecule: messenger RNA, 1044 nt
Organism: Ceraceosorus guamensis
Lineage: Eukaryota; Fungi; Basidiomycota; Exobasidiomycetes; Ceraceosorales; Ceraceosoraceae
Product: glycoside hydrolase/deacetylase
Exons: 5
Coding region: 1-1044 (347 amino acids)
Biological process (GO): carbohydrate metabolic process
Molecular function (GO): hydrolase activity, acting on carbon-nitrogen (but not peptide) bonds
Source: RefSeq, a predicted model, not a curated record